AUGUUCAGUACAUCUGCGCUCAAUCAGGUGUCCCUGGUGGUGAAUGUAGCCAGUGAAUGUGGCUUCACUGAAGAGCACUACGAAAACCUGCAGCAGCUCCAGCGGGACUUUGGGCCGUAUCACUUCAAUGUGCUGGCCUUCCCCUGCAACCAGUUUGGUCAGCAGGAGCCCGGCAGCGACAAGGAGAUCGACAGUUUUGUUGGCAGAGUUUACGGAGUCUCCUUCCCCCUGUUCAGUAAAAUCGCUGUCGUCGGAACCGGAGCCAACAAUGUCUACAAGUACCUUGUUGAGUCUUCUGGAAAUGAGCCUGACUGGAAUUUCUGGAAGUAUCUUGUUGAUGUAAAUGGCAACGUGUUGGAUGCAUGGGGACCAAAAGUUUCUGUCAAAGAAAUCAGACCCAAGAUAGCUGAAAUGGUGCGGCAGAUAAUCCUAAAGAAGAAAGAAGAGCUUUAACCUGUUAAACGACACUUUGGUGUUUGGAUUUAAAGAGAUAAACUGAACACAUUCAUUUUGCUUGUACAAUCAGAAUUUGUCAGACUCAACCAUUACCCAGUCACAUAGCAAAAGCAAGUUUUCCUUGCUUCCUGAAAGC
This is a messenger RNA of Anarrhichthys ocellatus (wolf-eel), 592 nucleotides long. Its product is annotated as glutathione peroxidase 7-like. The coding region runs from base 1 to 453 and encodes 150 amino acids. The record is from RefSeq and is a predicted model, not a curated record. Gene Ontology annotation, biological process: response to oxidative stress. The transcript has 3 exons. NCBI's taxonomy places the organism in Eukaryota, Metazoa, Chordata, Actinopteri, Perciformes, Anarhichadidae. Gene Ontology annotation, molecular function: glutathione peroxidase activity.